Molecule: messenger RNA, 1863 nt
Organism: Dracunculus medinensis (Guinea worm)
Lineage: Eukaryota; Metazoa; Nematoda; Chromadorea; Rhabditida; Dracunculidae
Source: the annotation of a GenBank genome assembly
AUGGGUAGCUGUAGCGAUCUCUGGUACGUGACUGCGGGAAAAUAUUUUCAUUCUUCGUUACAAUUAUGCCGAUUUGGAACUAAUGAUUUCACAUUACGAACACAUAACUGCGGAGAAUUACGUCUUACAAAUGAAGGUCAGUCAGUGACAUUGUAUGGAUGGCUACAGUAUAAACGUGGCAGUAUGUUUUUUGUUCUAAGAGAUGCAUACGGUAGUACACAAAUACGAAUACCGGAAGAAAGACAAGAUUUGUCAAAAUUUUUAAAAGACCUCUAUCUAGAAAGCAUCAUUAAAGUUAAUGGAGAUGUCGUUGAUCGAGGCGAUCAACGAAAUAUGAAUAUGCCAACUGGCAAUAUUGAGGUUGUCGCACGAAAUAUAGAAUUGGUAAAUGAAUUUUUAAACCCAGAAAAAACACCAUAUUCCCUUAGAUUUGAGCAGUCUGAUGCGUUGCGAUUAAAAUAUCGUUAUAUGGACUUGAGAUCAGAGAAGAUGCAGCGAAAUUUAAGAUUGCGGGCCAAGGUUGUUCAAAAUAUGCGAAAUUAUUUGGAUAAUGAAGUCAAUUUUGUUGAGGUAGAAACACCUACUCUGGUACGUCGAACUCCUGGUGGUGCGAGAGAAUUCAUUGUCCCAUCUCCAUUUCCAAAUCUUGGAAAAUUUUAUUCUCUUCCUCAAAGUCCACAGCAAUUCAAGCAGCUCUUAAUGUGUGGCGGAUUCGAUAGAUAUUAUCAAUUUGCACGAUGUUAUCGCGAUGAAAAGUCGAAAUCUGAUCGGCAACCAGAAUUCACACAAGUUGAUUUGGAAUUAUCUUUUACUAAUCAAGAUGGUGUUAUAAGUCUUGUCGAAAAUUUGAUAAAAAGGUCUUGGCCACUGGAUGGAUUUUGUCCUUUUAUUCCAUUUCAAAGAAUUUCUUUCGAUGAAGCGUAUAGAUUAUAUGGCACUGAUAAACCCGAUCUGCGCAUACCGUGGACCAUAGAGGAUUGUACUGACUAUUUCUUUUUUUUAAAUUCUCAAAAUAUGGAGGAGUUUUGCGUUAGAUUUAUUGUGGCAAAGGGUGCAGCAAAGUAUUUAGCGGAUGCAGAAUUGAAGUCCUGGCAUCAGACGAAAAUGGACAAAAAAUGUCAAACUAAUUAUUUUAUUUCUGGACAUAAAAUAUUUGGUAACGAUAUGUUUAUUUGUUCUAGUUGGGGUACUCCGAAGGGCGUACAAUGGACGCUUGGUGAGUUGCGUAAUAUUGUUGGAGAAGCAGCACAUUUACGAAGCCAGCAACGAUUUGAAUUCGUUUGGAUCACUGAUUUUCCAUUAUUCUUCCAACGAAGUGAUGGCAGCUUUAAAAGCGUGCAUCACCCAUUCACAGCGCCUGUUUCUAAUCAUGAGGAGCUCAUGUAUGAUCCAAGUAGAAUUAAUGAAGUUAAAGGUCAGCAUUAUGAUUUGGUGUUGAAUGGUGUCGAAUUGGGUGGUGGUUCAAUCCGUAUCCACAAUCCAAAAUUGCAGCGUUAUGUGAUCGAAAAUAUUCUCAAAGAACCAGUCGACGAAUUGAAACACCUUAUCGAUGCUUUGGCAUGUGGAGCACCACCUCACGGUGGCUUUGCUUUAGGCUUUGAUCGAUACAUAGCACUGUUAGCGGGAACAGGAAAUAUAAAUGUUCCAAUUCGAGAUGUGAUCGCAUUCCCUAAAAACACUGAAAAGCGUGAUAUUAUGAUGAGAAGUCCGUCUGCAUUGUCCUCCGAUGCGUUUGAAAGAAAAGCUGCGAAAUUACGAUACGCAAUCAAACUGGAUGCGUCGCUGAUUUCUCCGGAACCACUUGAAUAUAUUGAGGAUGAACUGAGAUCGAAAUCUACAUGGGGUGAAACUGACAAAAAUUGA